AUGGCAUCGGCAAAAAAGCCCCCGCCUGAACACGUCGCUCCGGGCUUCGCCACGGUACCCUACAAGCGUGCAACAGUCACAGAGGGCGUCAGCCCGAUCACCUUCCUGAGCCGCAAGCCCCGCCCUCGCCGUCCCGAGGACGUGGUGCUCCCUUCUGGUGUCCGUGAAAGCCUGGAGGGACUCACCCACGAGCACCUGGACGUGGGCGGGGGAGUGAGGCUUCACGCCGUCAGCUUCGGCCGCCAGCCCCACAAGCCGCUGAUGCUUUUCCUUCACGGCUUUCCGGAGUGCUGGUACAGCUGGCGGCGGCAGCUGGCGGACUUCCGGUCCGAGUACGACGUAGUGGCGCUGGAUAUGCGAGGUUACGGCUUCUCCGACAAGCCGCUGGGCAUCGCAGCUUACGCCAUGGAGCACUUGUCUUCGGACGUGGCCGGUGCGGUUUCGGCGCUGGGUCGUAGCAGCUGCACGCUAGUGGGCCACGACUGGGGCGGUGCGGUGGCGUGGGCGACUGCAGGGCGCUACCCGGGCCUUGUGGACCGCCUGAUCGUGCUGGCGGCGCCCCACUGGCUGUUGUACAGGCGCAACCUGACCGUCUCCCAAAUGGCGCGUUCCAGCUACUUCCUGAUGUUCCAGAUGCCCAUCCUUCCGGAAUUGGCCCUCACUCACCACGACGGCAAGCUGCUGGAGGACAUGUGGCUGCGUCGCGGCCCGGCUGCCCCGCGCACGCCUGGCCUCGCUGUCAGCCCCGAGGAUGUGGAGGUCUACAAGCGGGAGCUGCUGCAGCCCGGGGCCCCCACCGGCGCGCUCAACUACUACCGGGCGAUGCUGGCUACGGAUGUGGGACUGCUGCCCCUCUCCUCGGAGGUCGACCGGGCGCUGCGGCGGCAGCUAGAGAUCCCCGUGCUGGUGGUGUGGGGUGGCGAGGACCACGCACUCCUCGUGACCAACCUUAUUGGUGUAGCGGAGGUGGCUCCAAAAUCCGAGAUCCAUAUCUUGCCCCACUGCUCCCAUUGGAUUCAGUCCGACCAGCCGCAGGAGCUGCGCCGUGUCAUGGCCGACUGGUUGGCCGCGCACCCCCUGCCGCCGCAGCAGCGGGGCACGCAGCGGAGGUUGCAGGCUACCAAUUCUCCAAUAGUUGCACGACACGCGGUGGCGGGCAUCUUUGCGACGCUGCGAAAGCCGAGCGUCAGCGCGGACGAUCGAGCUGCGGCCAUAACGCUAUGUUUAUCCAGACCUUAUCGGGUUAUCGCCCAGGAGGCUGCUGACCAGCUUAUAUCGCUGGCAUUGACCGGUGUCCUGCCGGCAGCCGAGGCGGCGGAGUUCCUCCUGAGCGCCAUCACCACAGCAGGGCCGGCGACAGCAGGGCCGCUGGCGGAUGCGUUGUGCCGACUGGUGGUGUCGCCAGCUGCCGACCCGCGGGUCGGUGUCGGCACGGCAGAAGGUACCUCCGGUCAGGUGGUGACCGCAGCUCCCCUGCGGCCUCUGCUCCGCCCCAACCGCUGGGCCAGUCACCCCUUGGUGGCGGCGCUGCUGUCGUGCCCCGCAGCCGCCACGCAGCUGCUCAGCAGUGCCAUGGCGGCAGUAGCAGCAGCCGCAGUCGCGGCCGCUUCAGCCGCUGCGGCAGCAGCCGCUGGCGGCGGCGGGGGCGACCGGGGCAUCGCGGCAGCCACAACGCCAGGCGUGGACAUGCACGCUCGGCCAUCCGUGUUGCCGUACAUUACUACGCGGAGCCUUGAUCCUCAACCAGCCCUGCCGCGCCACCCGUCAUCCGCUGCGGAACGAGCCGGCGGCGGCGGCAGCGGCGGUGUCAGCGGCUCCGUCUUCGCCGCCGCCGCCGCCGCCGGCAGUACUUCUUCCGGUUCCGCUCUGGCAUCCGUUGCGCUGUCCGCUUGGCUGCACAGUCAACUUGUACGGCUAGCGGUCGGCGAGCCGUACGGCGCGCCUCGGUGGUUACGGCGGCGGCUGUUGGAGUUCUUGACUGGCCAUCUGGCCCUGAGUCCUCGGGCUGCGGAGGUGGACAGAAUGCGUGCCGUACAAUCCACGACGGACCUGCUGGACAUACUGCAAGCCGUACUGUACGAUAGCGAGGAAGAGGCGCCGGUGGCGGGCAAGAUGCAAGACCGCGGCAGCGGCGCGGAUGCGGAUGCGGCAGCGGCGUCUGUCGCUGCCGUGCUGCUGCAACUGGCGUUUGAGAUCAUGGUGGUUUCUGCCGGCGGCAGCGGCGGCGGCGGCGGCGGCGGCGGCGCUCAGGAAGUUGUAGCUGCGCUGGUGCGAUUGCAGGCGCUGGCGCCGACUGCGCUGCAGGGCCACCUUGCCGCGUUGUCCCUCCUGACCCUCAGCGCGCAUGGAAAGGAGCUCCAGGGGCUGCACCUGCUGCUGCAUAAGGCCCUUCAGCACCACAAUGACCACGACGAAGGCCAAGGACAACAACAGCAGCAACACCAGCACCCUCGCGAAAUGUCAGCAAAGCUCCAAGCCGGCGAUGCGGCAAUGUCUCUGCAACCGCUGCUGGCGGCGGUCGCCUUCGGCACGUCAGCACCAACCGGCGCCGCCAGCGCUGCCGUACCGGCGGCGGCCUGGCCGGCCCACCUGGCGACGGCGCUGCAACGGAUCAUGGAUGACGGCAGCGGCAGCGGCAGCGGCGGCACCCCUGAUAGCGGUAGCGGCAUGAGCUCGGAUCAAUCACACGGUGAUUUAUGUCUACAGCGACAGUGCCGCCUGCUAUUGCUGUCGUUGUGGGCUGGGGCCACUGCUGAGGCGGCUGGGGAAAGCCGCACAGGCGGAUCGAUAUCGUCCCAGCUGCCACCGCCGCCCUGCGAUCUGCUCCGCUGGCUGCGUUCCCUGGAGCUUGCGCUACGACAGCGGAGGCGUGUGGCGGCGGCCGCCAAAGCGGCUUCGGAGCAGCUUCCUUUCGCGACCAAGAUCAGUGACGUGGUUUCGGAAGCAGCGCUCGGCGCAGCAGACGCUCAUCCGGCGCUAACCUGCCUGCUGGCGGCGCUGUUCGUGCACCCCGACCCACGGGUCAUUGCCGCAGCUGCGACCGCUGCUUGCCAGCUCAUCCAGCUUCUGCCAGCGGCGGCGCUGCCGUUACUGCCGCUAGUCAUGUACCAGCUGCGGCGCGGUAGCACCGCCGCCGCCGCCGCCGCCGCCGCCGCCGCCACGGCCGCUAUCGACGGCAGCCGCGCGCAGCUUGCGUUAUUGCAGUUGUUGCCCGUCAUGGCGGCCGAUCCGGCAGUAGCGCCGUACGCGCUGCGGGUGCUGCAGCCCAUGCUACAGCCUGAGAGUCCCGCGGCGUUGCGCUGCCUGGCCCUCAAGCUGCUGUGUGAUACGUGGCUCAUCAGCGGUCGUGGCUGGCCCCUGGUGGAGUCCGCCCUCAACGGACUGACCGCCCCUGGAGCCCGGGAGCCCCCGGCCGCACUGAGGGCUACCCGAGGGGCGCUACUGCGGGCAGUGCGGGCCGCCGCCUACACCGCCAUCAGCCGCUACCCUCUUGACCUGCUGGAGAGGCUGCAGAUCCUGCGGCCUCUGAGCCUCUACACGGCACCGCUGCUUAGUGAGAGUGACCCACGGGUCGGAGAGGCGGCCAGGGAGAUGGCCGCUGUGGCGCUGCGCUUCGAGCACGCCAACCGCCGCAGGCUUCUCCUGACGCAGCCCAUGACGGAUGCCGUACAACAGCCGGAUACCGCCAGCGCCGCAGCCGCGGACGGUACAGACCCAGCUGACGGCAGUGGUCGUGCUGGGGGUACGAGCAAGGGCACCGCGUUCGCCGCCGCCGCCGCCGCGCGGGAGGCUCGGGCGCUGCGCGGACGGCUGUUGGGGCGCAUCCCGAAGGUGCUGCUGGCGGGCAUCGGCGCCAGGCAGCCCGGCGGCGGUGGCGCAGCCGUCGCCCCAAUUGCCGUUUCCGGCGGCAGCUUCCACCCUGGCGCGGCGCUCUUCUGCUACAGCCGCCCGCCGCCGCCGCCGCCGCCACCUGGCGCCAGCGCAGCGGCGGUUGCUGCCGCCGCCAAGCGCGCCGCCGCCGAGGCACGGGAAGCUUACGUUGCGCGGCUUCGCGAUGGGCUGCGGCGGCUCGCCUGGCGGGGCCACUGGCACGCCAGGCUGGCGGUCCAGGCCUGGGCCGCGUUCGUACGGCACUGGUUGCACGACACGGGUUUGACGGCUUCGGAGGCAGCAGGGGUUUUGGUGGGCGAGUGGGAUGGCACAACAACUCCACCUACGGGGGCAGGUGCUGGCGGUGCCGCCUCCACCGCCGCCGCCGCUUCCGGUGUCGCUGCGGCGGUUCUCGAGGGCGUGGGCUUGGCGGCGGGUGCCUUGUGCUUGGCGGCGGAGGGGCUGCCGGAGGCUGAGGUCAGCUCGCUGACGGCGAGGUUGCUGAAGCAGGCUCAGUCCGGGCGCUCCUCGGGUAUUGCUCGUACCUCCCUGCUAGGUGCGGCCCUGGCGGCCAGCAGGCUGCACCCCACGGACUGGGCGACCAGGCUGCAGCCGCUAUCUAGCCAUUAUGAUCUCACCCAGGGGGUACUGGCGGAGCUGCGGACUCAGCUGCUGGCGGGGGCGACGGCACAAUUGAGAGCCGCGGCCGCCACGGCGCUGGCGGCGCUGGCGGGUAGCUUGGCGGCGGAUCCCGCCAUUUACAUACGUACAGACGGGGGAGGCGGUGGCGGUGGCGGCGGCGGCGGCGGUGGCGGUGGCGGCGGUCACUCCAGGGAGCUCCUGGCGGUAGCGGAGGCUGUGUCCUGCCUCACUGCAAGCCUAGGUGCGCUGUGCCCGCGGCUGGCGGCGCCGCUGGCAGCGCUCGCCGCCAGCGGCAUGCCGCCGGACUGGCCGUCCCACGAGGAAGCGUCAUCGUCGUACGGCAAGUUGCCGCGGCCGCUGAAGGACGAGCUGGACGAUCAGGUCCUGCCGGGUACGGCAGUGGCAUUGGUGAGUCUGCUGUGUGACGUCAACCGGGCGCACGGACUGCCGGGGAGUGCGCUGCCUGACCUGCUGGCGGCGUUGUUGUGGGUUGCCGGCGGCGGCGGCGGCGGCAGCGGCGACAGCUUCGGACAUGCCGACGCGGCGGCGGCAGUGGCGGCGCUGGAGGCGGCGGCGCUGCUGGCGCCUGAGGUGGUCCGGUACCAGCAGGGGCUGAUGACAGCGGAUCUGGUUUCGGAACUGAACCUGCUACCACAGCAGCAGCAGCAGCAGCAGCAACAGCCCAACGCAGGAGAUGUGGGUCCGGCGGCCGUCUUUGCGCUGGUUUCGGAACUGGCUGAGCUUGCCGGCGCGGCCAACGGCGGUAGCGGCACCACUUCGUCCGCCGCCGUCGGCAGCAAGGGCCAGCACACGGCAGCGGCGCGCACGGGCGCGGUGGCGGGGCUUGCGGCGCUGCUACUGCCGCCGCCGCCCAGCCUGGUGGACGCGCUGGCGCCCCUUUCCCCCGGCUCCGCCAGUCCGGGUGUGUUCGUGUCGCGGUGUACGUCUCGUACCGUGGUAGCGGGGGGAUGGCGCGGACAGCAGCGUGGCGUGGCGGGGUGGGGUGGGGUGGGGUGGGGUGGUCUCCUGGCGCAACCCGAGCACCUGGCGCCCGCCAAGGCUGCCGUACGAGCGCUGGAGCGACUCGCCCUGGAAGACACCGACCCGUGGGUCAGCUCAGCGGCCUCCUUCCACCUGGCCGCCAUCUCCGCCGCCGUGGAGGCUGCGGAGGAAGGCGGCGAGGACGGCGUGGGUCAGUCAGGCGGCGGUGCUGCGGCAGCGGCUCUGGGCUCACCGGGUUUUGUCGGGGGUGGCUCCGGCGGCGGUCGCGGUGGGGCCGCAGUCGGCGGCGGUGAGGGCGGCCGGGGCGUGGGAGGUGCCGCUGGUCCCAAGCCCCUAAUCAUGUACCCACCGGAGGGGGCAGUACGGCCACUGGUGACGACGCUGAUGGACAGGUCGCGACAGAGCGGCGUGCAUCCGGCCUGUCUCGCGGAAACCCUCCUGGCGUUGGCGGAGGCGCCCGCCCUGCCUGCCGCGGACUGGCCCACGGCGUGUCGUACACUUAUCACCACAGCGUCCUUCGCCGCGAAGGCUUCGCAGACGGCCGCGACCGGCGUGCGACUGCUGUCGGCGACGCUGCUGCUGGCUCUGGCCCACGGGUCGGUUCCCUCCCUUGGGCUGGGCUCCCUGCUCGAGGAGACCGUGGCGCCCGCGCGUUUUGCAGCUCUGCCACCUGCCGUACAAGGCCUUGUGCUAGCACGACUGCCGGCGCUCCUGCGCAGCCUGGCGGCGAAGCGCGCUGCCGCUGUCGUACAGGGGCUUCCUGGACUACUGGCGUCGGCGGCGUCGGCCGCUGCCCCCCGUGUUGGCGUUGGCGCUGGCGUUGGUGCUGACGGCAGCGGCGGCGGCGGCGGCGAUGAGGGAUGUCCAUGGAGCUCUCCGUCUGGACUAGAUGAUCCGGCACUGCAGCUUCUCUGGCUACGGCGAGUCCGGCGGUCGUUGUCGGCCAGCGGUGGCGGUGGCGGUGGCGGUGGCGGUGGCGGUGGCUUCAGAGGGACGCUGUGGCUGGCGGCGCAUUGCUGGUUGGGGCUGCUGGGCGUGUGUCGGGGCUGGCAGGCGAAGGAUAUGGCCCUUACGCACAGGGACGUCACCCAGGCGGUCCACACCGCAAUCGCCGCGUUGGCGUCGCAGCUGCCCCCCCUCCCGCCGCUGCAACCCGGGGAGGCGGUGCAGCUGAUGGCAUGGGCCGGGGCGACCCACGGCGCCGGCGGCAGCGGCGGCGGCAGCGGCGGCGGCAGCGGCGCUGCCGCGGCCGGAGGCGGCGGCGUCGACGAUUGGGAUUCUUCCGGGUCGGCUGGGCGGCCGCCAUUGGCGGGGGGAGAUGGCGGCGGCUCCGCUGCCGCGGAGGCGCGAGCCGCCGUGACGCUCUGGUCCCUGGCGGCGUGCUGUUUGCGGUGCCUGCGGCCUGAGUUCCUGACGGCGCAGGUGUUGACGGAGGCGUCGGUUCCGCUGGCGGGGGCCGUGGCGCUGCCGUCGCCGCGAGCGCUGGCGUCGCUUCAGCUUCGUUGCGUGCUGGUGGCGUCGGGCCACGUCAGCUACAGGGAGUUGAUGCCAGUGCGUACGGCAGCGGCGGCGGCGGCUAUGUCAGCGGCGGGUCAUGCGUACGGCGAUCCGCUGCUUGCUCCGCUGAGCCUGGCUCUGGCAGGCACGCCGCAAGCUUUCCAGGUGCAGGUGCUGCUGCAGACUCUGGACGCGGCCCACUCGGCAGCUCAGCCUGGGCCUCCCCUGGAGCUUGCGGCCGCCCUCGUGGCCGUGUGCCUGAGCUACGCCGCCGGCACCGGCGCCGCCACCGCGCCGGAGCUGUGCGUGGCGCUGUCGUCGCGCCGUGCCGCCUUGGAUUGUCUGCCGUACACGCUGCCGCGGCUGCUUUCCCGGGCACCUUGGAGCUCGUCCUGCGAGGCGGUUGCCCAGGCGCUGCUGGCGGUGGCGCGGGAGGGGCUUCGGCGGGAGGGGGACCUUGCCAAGAAUGGAGGUCGUGAACUUGCUAGCUACGAAAAUCAGGCCACGCGUGAGGUGGAGGGGUUAGUCUUUAAGCUUGCAAACAAUGUAUCGCAACUUCGAAAAUUGGUCGACAAAUUGGGGACUGCAAAGGACACGCUGGACCACCGACACGCCAUUGCGGAUGUGAACAUCACGAUUCAGGAGUUGGCCAAGAGCAUCAAGGAAAAGCUCACGGACUAUAAAGCCGUUCAGCGGGCGGCGGCUGAGCGGGAGGCGGCCUCUCUGCCCCGCCAGCAGCCCACCGCCUCCAGGAGGGGCCCCGCGGCAGGGACCUCGACGGAGGAGGGCUCCAUGCGGACGCCCCUCCUGGGCCCGGAUGGCGGGGUGGGGCCGGGAGCCGAAUCCGCAUUUCGGGAGGAUGACAUCGAGGCGGCGGUACGGAAACAGGCGCAGCAGCAAAUGGAGGUGUCGGCUCUGGAGGAUUCGGUCCGCUACCACGAGGCGCUGAUUUCGGAGCGAGAUGCGGGUAUUCGUGAGAUCCAGCGGCAGAUUGUCGAGGUUAAUGAGCUCUUCCAGGACCUGGCAGUGCUCAUUGCAGACCAGCUGCCCCCUCGCAUCGGGGCCACCUGCCCCAGCCCCCCUUGUGGCGAUCAGCUCCAAACGGUGGACGAGCACAUCACCAGUGUGGCCGAGCGAGUCAAGGACGGGCAGCGGGAGCUGGUGGCGGCUUCACGCAGCAGCCGGGCAGUACGGAACAAGUGCUUGUGGCUGUGGCUGGUGGCGGCGGUGAUCGUGUCGGUGCUGCUCAUCAUUCUGCUCACGUGA
Molecule: messenger RNA, 8277 nt
Organism: Volvox carteri f. nagariensis
Lineage: Eukaryota; Viridiplantae; Chlorophyta; Chlorophyceae; Chlamydomonadales; Volvocaceae
Gene: syp2
Exons: 38
Coding region: 1-8277 (2758 amino acids)
Biological process (GO): regulation of post-transcriptional gene silencing; vesicle-mediated transport
Cellular component (GO): membrane
Molecular function (GO): catalytic activity
Source: RefSeq, a predicted model, not a curated record